UAUUUUGUAGAGUUUUGAGCACCGAACCGCUUAAAUUAUGCUAACAUGAGAAGCUUAGGAAAGCAGUAGAGGAAGAGAUAUUCCAGCCAAUUUCAUUUAUUUCUAUUUUCUUUCAACCCCUCCUUUUGCCACUGACCAGUGGGUCUCCUGGGUCAGUCCAGCAGCGUCAGCUCCCAAGGGACACGCGCCCGCAACCCCUUGCUUUUCUCCUUCUCCACUACACUACCUCACUCCUCCCUCUUUUCCUCGUUGCCUGGAUCCCCUUUCUCGUCAAGCUCACCAGGGACGCCGCCGCUCGCCAUUGCAACGCCAGCCGCAGGGACCGGCGGGAUCCGCCAGGCCUCGGUCCGGAUCGACGUCCAUGCCUCCGGCUCCGACAUGCACGCCCGCUGGACGCCGCCAUGAACCACCUCGUUUCUCCGGUGCAUUCUUACUCCUAGGUAGUUCUCCAGCUCCAUUGUUACUCGUGCCGUCUCUUUAAUGGUGAUUCCGGGCACCGGCGUGCUGGAACCUCUUAAGCCCAGGCCGCCUUUCUUGGUUCCAUCGGCCGCCGUUGCGACACCGUCGUGGGCAUCCUCCUCUCGAGCUGCUCCAGGGACGGGCUCCGCCUCGUCCGUGUCACCUCUAACCACAGACUCGAAGCCAUGGGUCCCUCCUACUUCUUCCUUGACAGCUGACCGCAAUUGACACCGUCCGGAACUCGCGUCCGUCCUCUCGCCUCCCUACUCCAUCAGACCCCAUCACGAAUAGCAAGGUGAGGAGUCACCUCUGCCUGCCUGCUGCUGCUUGCUGCUAGCUUGCUUUGCUGCUACUUGUUUUGCUUGCCAUUGCUGCUUUCUUUUCUUGCUUGCUGCCGCUGGCCUUGAGCUGCGGGUAAAUGAGAGAAAGAAAGGAAGUUUUACAUCUAUACAGGGAGAUGGCCAUAUUUAGAUUCACCUCUAUACAGGUAGAUGGCCAUGUUUCUGUAUCGUUUAAUUACUUGCUCGUCACACUGUCAGACUAAGGCUAGUCUCCCCUGUAUUGUAGCAACAGAAAACAUGAACAUACUCAAUAUUAUUGCUAGGAAGUAAAAGAUCAUGUACUUUAACAACGCGUCUUUAGAUAUCGUAAAAAUUCACAACUUGCAUUCUAGGACUCCAAGAAAAUGUUGUUGCCAAUUUCAAUAGCUUCUUUUCAUCUUACUGUAUGACAUCACAGGCAUUUCAUGCUUUGUAACUAACAUGUAGUUCUUGAACAUUCUUAGCUUUGUUUGACAUGGUUAGGAGUUGCUUGCUGUUCAUGAUCAUCGAGUAAUGACAUUAACUUGGAUUAAUUAAUAUGGAAACAAAUAAGUGAGUUGUGAGGGCCGUGGUUUGAUGAUGCUAUGGUCGGGUUGGGGUUACCAUUAGUCGCAUCUCUCCCUUUACCUACGGUGGGAGUGUCGGUUGUAUUCAUCUUCAUCCCUACUUAUGUUUGCGGACGUCGUCGAUGUCGGUGGCCACGGCAACAGACUAUGGCAAGUGUCCUCUGCCACAUCCCCGUCCACCCGCAUCACUAUGACGCUAGGCCAUGCCUCAAUAUCUAUAUUCUUCUUGUACUUUUAUUGUGCCUCUGCUUAUGCUAUUUAUGUUUCAUUCAUUUUGAUCACGAGACAUGCAACAUGCAUAUUAGCCUCUAUUUCUUUCCUUAUAUUUCCUCGCUCCCUUAUUUCGUUUGAAAAUCCUCUUAAUUAGCCGUUAGCCCACCCUUUCCUUCUUUGGCCUCUCUUCCCUUCCAUAUUUCUCUAUCUUUGUCUUCUCAUUUGAUUCCCCAGCUACCGGCCUAACACUGAAGGUCGCACUGCAACUACUUGGUUCCAAGUUCAAUAUGGAAAUUUGCAAAAAAAAAAAAAGGCUGAACAAUUUUUAUAAAAAGUAAAACCUAGUACAACAUAGGAUAAGAAAUCCUAGUGCAAUCUUAAUCAUGUGGUUACCAUUGUUGAUUGUUUGUAGGAAGCUCAAAGGAAGCAAGACCGCAACAAAAAUCUCUAAAUGCAUUCCAAGCUUAUGUACGACACACGCCGUUUCAAAGGGCAAACUUUCAUUCAUGCACUCAGCUACACCUGAUGCCUGCGAAACACCCAAGGCCAUAUCUUCUUCAACCGUUUGUUCUCCUAGUUCCAGAAGCCUUUCCAAUGCGCCCUCAGUAGAGUGGGCUGACAGAAAUGGAACAACAGCUGUAUUAUUGCGCCAGUCAUCUCUCUCAUCGCAGCGUGACCACGCACUCGCAAAUAUAAAUAGGUCAGCCAACAGGGGAGCUAGCCCUUCAGGCAGUGCUGUCAGCGAGAUCUCUUACCAUGCUGAUACAACCCUGAAGACAAAUUCACACUCAAUCACAUCAGUAGCGCGGCUCAGUAGCAGCAGCAGCGGGGAUUCAGUUUACAGGAGCUUCCGAGAUAUCUCUAAUCUGCAUGCAGUAGUUUCAGAAACUGCAACACACCUGAGGCAUUCUCAUGACCAGAGUGAUAUGCAGCUUCAAAUUGAGAGUAUGAAUGUCAAACCGCGACAUCUUCAGAAGCUUCAUCCUGUUGUCUGUUGACUCCACUCAGAAAGUAAGAUUUCUUUUAACUAUCUGGAGUGUUCAGUAACCUACAAGAUCUUAACUAUUUCUUCCUGAAAUCUUGUUAUUAGUUACCCAACAACUUGGGCAUCCAGCGCGUCGAGGACGGAAUUAAGCUUAGAGAGAUUAAUCUGACAGAAGAAAUAGUGAAGUGAUUGGUAAGGCAAAUGGAAAGAGAAGAAGAGCAGGUGGCCGAAAGAGAAGCUCAGCUUAAACAAAGCUCUUCUGAAGAGGACAGUAAUGAUGAGGGGCCAUUGUGAGGGUCGAGGUUCUGUAGGAGAAUGACACCGGGGAAGACGGGCAGGAGCGGAGGUGUGGAGGAAGACGAGCUGGAGUGCCCGCUAGAGUUCGAAGUCGCCGUCGUCACUGGCAACUGCGAGUAACUCGUGGUGGAACCAGUGAUCCGGCUGCAGCUAGAACGCCAUGGCCGCGCUGCCUCCUCUCUCCACACGCCUGCGUCUUGGCGCUCGGAUCGCCAUGGUCGGGGAUCCGCGGAUCCCGCCGCCGUUGUCGCUACGAGGAGGUCGAGCUGGAACCCCACGGGCUUGGUCUGGAUCUAGCCACGGCGGGAGUGCCAUGGCCUCCCUUCUCGAUCUGGGGAAGAAAAGGGAAGGGACAGGAGAGGAGGGGAGAUCACUGGUACGGAGAGGAUGGAGGCCAGCGGCGGUGGGGGAGAGCGCGGGCCAGCAGGGGGCGGCAGAAGACGCGGGCCGGCGGCGGGGUGGCGGCGUCGCCAGAUCCAAGCCGGGGUCGAGGGAUAGACACAAAGGAGCGCGGAAUGGUUAAUUUGUAAAAAAAAGUUUCUUAGAUCCACUUAAAAAGGUUUGCGGGUUCAAUUACCAAAAAGUAUAAGGAUGUUUUGCAAAAAAGCCGCGACGGACGACCACAAGCGAUCGGCGCUUUAUUAUUAGGGGUACAUUAUAGGCCCAAAUAAAUGUUCACCUUGUCCGGCA
Triticum urartu is the source of this 3530-nucleotide messenger RNA. NCBI's taxonomy places the organism in Eukaryota, Viridiplantae, Streptophyta, Magnoliopsida, Poales, Poaceae. The record is from RefSeq and is a predicted model, not a curated record.